Molecule: messenger RNA, 1491 nt
Organism: Mesorhabditis belari
Lineage: Eukaryota; Metazoa; Nematoda; Chromadorea; Rhabditida; Rhabditidae
Source: the annotation of a GenBank genome assembly
AUGGAAAUAAUCAUCGAGAAUAAUCACUCGGAGCGACGCCUUCGACUCGACAACACACCACUUAAUUGUGCUAUUGAAAAACACGGUCGAAAGCGAAGUGUUCAUCAAAUGAUUAGAGACAGGAUCGAUGAAAUCACGCGGAGUCUCGUUGUUUGCGAUGAAACGUUGAGGAGAAUGAUGGCAUCGCUUGAGGCGGCUUUUAACAAAGGACUUGCUACGGAGACUGCAUCAAGUGCCUCAGUCCGGAUGCUACCAUCUUAUGUUCGAUCGGUUCCGAAUGGCACCGAAGAGGGAGAUUUUCUCGCUUUGGAUCUCGGUGGCACUAACUUCAGGGUUCUCUUGAUCCAGAUCCACAAUCGAGAAGCAAAAAUGACGAGCAAGAUCUUCCGUGUGCCCGACCACGUGAUGAAAGGAAGCGGAGAAGCGCUUUUCGACCACAUUGCCUCCUGUAUGGCUCAAUUUAUGGAGGAACACGGACUGAAGAACACGAAAUGCCUCCCGCUUGGAUUCACUUUCUCAUUUCCCUGCAAGCAAGAAGGAUUGACGAAAGCGCGAUUGAUCAAUUGGACAAAGGGAUUCAAUGCAUCGGGUGUCGAGAACGAGGAUGUGGUGGAUUUAUUGAGAAGAGCUUGUCAUCGAAGAGGAGAUAUCGACAUUGAUGUGGUGGCUGUUUUGAAUGAUACCACCGGAACAUUGAUGGCUUGCGCUUUCAAGGAGAAUUCUUGCCAGGUUGGAGUGAUUGUCGGGACCGGAACAAACGCUUGCUAUAUGGAAAAAUUGACGAGGUGCGGAAAAUUGGAAACGGAACUCGAUCCCACAGAUGGACUACCGGAUGAGAUGUGUAUCAAUACGGAAUGGGGAGCGUUUGGCGAUCAUGGAGAGAUGGAGUCGCUGAGAACGGAAUUCGACGUCGAAGUUGAUCAAGCAAGCAUCAAUCCGGGACGACAAUUAUUCGAAAAGAUGAUCUCCGGGAUGUAUCUGGGAGAAAUCGUGCGAGUGGUUCUGGCUCGAUUGGCCCGUGAAGGACUUCUUUUUGGAGGAGACACAGACGCGAUCUCGAAGAAAGGAGGAUUUCCCACGAAAUAUGUCUCCGAGAUUGAGAGUGAACUUUUGGAAGACGAGGAACGAACAUUUUCGAAGACAUUCCAAAUUCUCGAGGAUCUCGGUAUUGAAGGCGUUUCACAACUCGAUUGCAUUCAUGUGGCCACUGUUUGCACACUCGUUUCCACAAGAGCAGCUCACCUGACAGCGGCCGGAAUUGCGGCGAUUCUUAAUCGAAUGCAAAAACCCUACGUGACGGUGGGCGUCGACGGAAGUGUGUACAGGUUCCAUCCGACUUUCCCGCGGUUGCUCGACGAGAAAAUCGAUCAACUUAUCGAUGGCAAUUUGGAGUAUCAAUUGAUGCUUUCCGAGGACGGUUCGGGUCGAGGCGCAGCCCUUGUCGCAGCGGUGGCAACGAGGAUGAAAAACGAGAGAUCCCAGCUUGCCAAG